AUGGGAAGCGCGUUGGAGACGCUAUGCGGGCAGGCGUACGGGGCCGGGCAGCUGGAUAUGAUGGGAGUGUACAUGCAAAGAUCGUGGGUCAUCCUUCUUUCAACGGCCGUGAUUCUAACUCCGGUUUACAUAUUUUCGGCGCCGCUUCUGAAGCUGAUUGGACAGACGGCGGAGAUAUCGGAGGCGGCCGGAGUGCUGUCGAUAUGGAUGAUCCCUCAGCUUUAUGCGUACGCGCUGAACUUUCCCGUCUCCAAAUUUCUGCAGGCUCAGAGCAAAAUGAUGGCGAUGUCAGUGAUAGCGGCUGUGGCUUUGGUACUGCACACGUUCUUUACUUGGCUGCUGAUGCUGAAGUUGAAGUGGGGACUGGCGGGGGUGCUGAACCUGUCGUGGUGGGUCAUUGUGGUGGCUAAGAUUGUUUACGCACUAAGUGGGAGCUGUGGGCGAGCCUGGUCCGGUUUCUCGUCCAAAGCCUUUCAGAAUCUUUGGGGUUUUGGCAAACUAUCUCUUGCUUCAGCUGUCAUGCUCUGUUUAGAGAUAUGGUAUUAUGUGGCUCUCAUACUAUUUGCGGGAUAUCUAAAGAAUGCAAAUGUUUCCAUCGAUGCCCUUUCUAUAUGUGUGAACAUCUUAGGAUGGACGGUGAUGAUCUCCGUUGGAAAAAAUGCAGCGAUAAGCGUUCGAGUGUCGAAUGAAUUGGGCGCAGCACAUCCAAGAACAGCAAGAUUUUCAGUGGUAGUGGCUGUAAUAUCGUCAUUAGUUCUUGGUCUGAUUCUGGCGGCUAUUCUGAUUAUCACCAAGAACAGUUAUCCAUUCUUAUUUACGAACGAUUCAGCUGUGAGACACAUUGUGAAGAACCUUACUCCUUUGCUUGGUUUCUGCAUCAUCAUCAACAAUGUGCAGCCUGUUUUAUCCGGUUUUGCUUCUAUUUUUAUUCGUGACUAA
Messenger RNA from Cucurbita pepo subsp. pepo (vegetable marrow), 939 nucleotides. The record is from RefSeq and is a predicted model, not a curated record. NCBI's taxonomy places the organism in Eukaryota, Viridiplantae, Streptophyta, Magnoliopsida, Cucurbitales, Cucurbitaceae.